Messenger RNA from Sporothrix brasiliensis 5110, 300 nucleotides. RefSeq lists its product as uncharacterized. The record is from RefSeq and is a predicted model, not a curated record. The transcript has a single exon. Lineage: Eukaryota; Fungi; Ascomycota; Sordariomycetes; Ophiostomatales; Ophiostomataceae. Bases 1 to 300 code for a protein of 99 amino acids.
AUGAAGUUCGUCACGAUCACGUUUCCCGUUUCCCUGCUCGUUGUCGGAGCCAUCUCCAUACCCAUGGCCCACUAUGCGAACCCGGAAACUGCUUUGGACAAGCGAAGCUACUUUCUUCGAAGCGCCUGGGGACAAAAGGCCCAGGACGACAUCAAGGAGUCUGCUUCCGUGAGUGGUCUCGAUACCGUGACCGAAGCAGCUGCUUUGCUGGACAAACGGGACGAAGCCGCGCCCGACUGCUACUCGCUUCGUUCUCAAUGGAGCGCCGAGGUCAAUUCCAAGCGCGGCAUUGCCUGCUAG